AUGCCGAAGGCUACGAUUGACGAGAAUCAUGUGUUCAUGUACCACCUGGUGCAGAGCAUUGGUGAUAAAACUAUUGACUACGACGCCUUGGCCCAAGCUGUCAAUCUUAACAAACCGGCUGCCCGUAUGCGCUGGAGCCGCUUGAAAGCCAGGAUCGAAGAGGCCAGAACUGAAAACAACAAUGACGACAACAGGGACGCGACCACCCCUCAGACUACUGAGCCCGUCACUGAGUCGGAAACCUCUUCCCCGGUUAAGAAAAAGCGACGCACCCUCAAGCGUAAGCGCAGCGCCGGUGACGAAGACGGUGCAAGGGAUGGUGAUGCUGGCGCUGCCACCGCCGACUAG
Aspergillus clavatus NRRL 1 is the source of this 348-nucleotide messenger RNA. RefSeq lists its product as uncharacterized. NCBI's taxonomy places the organism in Eukaryota, Fungi, Ascomycota, Eurotiomycetes, Eurotiales, Aspergillaceae. The coding region runs from base 1 to 348 and encodes 115 amino acids. The record is from RefSeq and is a predicted model, not a curated record. The transcript is spliced from 2 exons.